Messenger RNA from Vigna angularis (adzuki bean), 923 nucleotides. Its product is annotated as glycine-rich protein A3. NCBI's taxonomy places the organism in Eukaryota, Viridiplantae, Streptophyta, Magnoliopsida, Fabales, Fabaceae. The record is from RefSeq and is a predicted model, not a curated record. The transcript is spliced from 4 exons. The coding region runs from base 242 to 781 and encodes 179 amino acids.
CCCCUUUGGCUAAGCAUUCGAUUGUCAAUACAAAAGGCACUACUAGUACAAGAUCCCCAAUUUCUCACAUUUUUCAUCCAUUUCCGUAGAUAUUUCUCAACUACUGCAUCGUAUUCUGCAAAUUCAAAGAGUGUUUUCAUGUUUGAUCACUUCAAUCACUGAUGCUGACCAACACAAUUUUCAUCAUUGAUAUUCAUCCAAGUUUUUGAAACUUUAGUGCUGGGGUCUUGGAUUCUCAAAGAUGGGAGGUGGCAAGGACAAGCAUGAUGAAUCUGACAAAGGAAUUUUUUCAAACCUUGUUCAUGGGGUAGCUAAUGCAUCACAUGGUGGACAUGGAUACCCACCAGGGGCUUACCCACCCCCACCUGGGGCAUACCCUCCACAUCAAGGGUACCCUCCACAACAAGGCUAUCCUCCAGCAGGGUACCCUCCUGGUGCCUACCCUCCUGCUGGUUACCCACCAGCUGGUUAUCCUGCUUCGUCACAUGCUCCAGGGCAGCAUGGGCACGGGCAUGGCGGUAUGGGAGCAAUGCUUGCUGGGGGUGUUGCCGCUGCUGGUGCUGCCUACGGUGCUCACCAUGUCUCUCAUGGUUCUCAUGGCUCUCAUGGUCACUAUGCACAUGGUGCUCACAUGCCCCACGGGAAGUUCAAGCAGCAUGGACAUGGCAAGUUCAAGCAGCAUGGACAUGGCAAGUUCAAGCAUGGAAAACAUGGUAAGUUCAAGCAUGGAAAGCAUGGAAAGUUUGGAAAGCAUGGUGGUGGGUUCAAGAAGUGGAAGUGAGGAUUGUAUAUGCUAAACCAGGACUCUAGAAUGCUGCUCUGUGUAGAGCUUUUUGCUUUUGCUUUAUAAUAAACCAUACUUUGAUGAUGUAAUCAAUCAAUCUACGAAACUAUGAUGAUACCUGCUUUCUUGUUUUCUUUUC